AAAAUGCCGUCACAUAGACAUAUGAUUAAGAAGAAACUGGCGAAGAAGCAGAGGCAAAACAGGCCCAUUCCUUACUGGAGCCAUAUGAGGACUGACAACACUAUCAGGUACAAUGCUAUGCGCAGGCACUGGCGUAGAACCAAGCUAGGGUUUUAAGGUGGAAGA
This is a messenger RNA of Nicotiana tabacum (common tobacco), 165 nucleotides long. The record is from RefSeq and is a predicted model, not a curated record. Lineage: Eukaryota; Viridiplantae; Streptophyta; Magnoliopsida; Solanales; Solanaceae.